This is a messenger RNA of Anneissia japonica, 1094 nucleotides long. RefSeq names its product hydroxyacylglutathione hydrolase, mitochondrial-like. Bases 68 to 1006 code for a protein of 312 amino acids. The record is from RefSeq and is a predicted model, not a curated record. NCBI's taxonomy places the organism in Eukaryota, Metazoa, Echinodermata, Crinoidea, Comatulida, Comatulidae. The transcript has 9 exons. Gene Ontology annotation, molecular function: hydroxyacylglutathione hydrolase activity.
GACUGGAAUCCGUUUUGCGCAUUCGGCCUUCCAUAUCGAGCAGCUCAAAACAAUCCUGAACACACAGAUGCAGGGUUAUCGUCACAUGCUUUUAUCUUCUGCUCCGACAAAAUUAGCAAAUUGUUGGAGGUCGUCUAGGCUUUCAGCUCUUUCUCUGCUGUCUUCACAUCGGUGCUUUAAAAGGCAGUGUCACUCACAGACAGUUAUUAUACUACAGCCCGAAAUGAGGGUUAAGAUACUAUCAGCAUUGCAAGACAAUUAUAUGUACUUGUUGAUUGAUGAGCAAACUAAUGAGGCCGCUAUUGUUGACCCAGUUGAGCCUGAGAAGGCCCUUGAAGCAGUCAGACAAGAAGAUGUAAAGUUGACCUCUGUACUCACAACGCAUCAUCAUUGGGAUCAUUCUGGAGGAAAUGAAAAGCUUGUUACACUGCAACAAGGCCUCAGUGUUUAUGGUGGAGAUGACAGAAUUCCAGCUCUGACCAACAAAGUUAACCAUGAUGAUGUCUUUAAGAUUGGGUCUUUGAAUAUACGCUGUCUCUUCACUCCAUGCCACACAUCAGGUCAUAUUUGUUUUUAUGUCACAGGGCAAGAUGGCCAAGAACCUGCUGUAUUCACAGGGGAUACCCUGUUUGUGGCAGGCUGUGGUAAAUUCUUUGAAGGUACACCUGAUCAGAUGUACAGUGCUUUAAUCAACACCCUCAGCAAACUUCCAGAUGAGACGAAAGUGUAUUGUGGUCAUGAAUACACUGUGAAUAACCUGAAGUUUGCAGAACAUGUGGAAUGUGGUAAUGCUGAUAUUAAAGAAAAGAUGUCCUGGUCUCAGGUUCAACGUAGCAAGGAUACCCCAACAAUACCCUCAACUAUUGGAGAAGAGAAAAAAUACAAUCCAUUCAUGCGAGUAGGAGUUAAGUCUGUGCAAGAACAUGUUGGUCAGUCAGAUGGAAUUGCUACUAUGGGAGCACUAAGAACAGAAAAGGAUGGUUUCAAACCCAAAUCGGCAAUAUAGACAAGCGUACAUUUAUAUCAAUCAUGAAAAUAAUAACAAUAUUAGUAAUGUAUCAUAAUGAGUAACUAAUAAAGUUUUAAAUUAAGUG